This is a messenger RNA of Dioscorea cayenensis subsp. rotundata (Guinea yam), 1131 nucleotides long. Its product is annotated as GATA transcription factor 19-like. Gene Ontology annotation, biological process: flower development; regulation of DNA-templated transcription. Gene Ontology annotation, molecular function: DNA-binding transcription factor activity; zinc ion binding; sequence-specific DNA binding. The record is from RefSeq and is a predicted model, not a curated record. The coding region runs from base 259 to 975 and encodes 238 amino acids. The transcript is spliced from 2 exons. Lineage: Eukaryota; Viridiplantae; Streptophyta; Magnoliopsida; Dioscoreales; Dioscoreaceae.
AAUAAAUAAAAAUAAAGAGUGAAAAACAAAACCUACAAACACAUCCAUAUCUCUUUAAUUUGUUUUCCCACACCAAACAACAUCAUUACCUUCACUAAACUUUAACCCUAAUAAAGCACACAUAUCACUCUAUAUAAAACCCUACAAACAUCACUCCAUAAACAACAUUCAUACUUCCUCUCUUUCUCUUUCUCUUUCUCAUCCCAAUGCACCAACUCCUCUUCUACUUUCAUCUUCAUCAUCUUCUGUUUUGAAGCCAUGCCACAGCAUUACAGUGAAGGAACAUCAUUCUCCAUCCUCUUUCCCAUGACCACAAACUCUCAUCCCAAAUACUACUACUCCUCAUCCUCAUCCUUAUCCUCCAUGGACACAAGCUCUUCUUCUUCUUCAGUGGACUGUACUUUAUCUCUUGGAACACCAUCAACAAGACAAAGUGAUCAUGCAAAUGCUAACUCUAAUGGCACUAGUACCACUUCCAAGCUCCCCAUCAAUGGCUACUGGGACUUCCUCACAAACUCCUCAAAACCAGCCUCACGUGAUCAUCUCCUGCAUGCUCGCCGUUGUGCCAACUGUGACACCACUUCCACUCCUCUCUGGCGCAAUGGUCCCAAAGGCCCCAAGUCACUAUGUAAUGCAUGUGGGAUAAGGUACAAGAAAGAGGAGAGAAGAGCUAUAGUUUCGUCAACAUCAUCAACUUCAUCUUGUUCAAGUGUAUCACAAUCAGGGUUAAAUGAGAAAGUGAUGAGUUAUGGAUACCAACAAGCAGUACAACAGAGUCCAUGGGGAUGUUAUGGUGCUUCAGGAACAGGAGUACCAAUAUCUAUGUUCUCUGGUAAUAAUGAUGAUGAUGAUGAGGAAGAUGAUCAAGGGUACCUUUCAUGGAGGCUUAACAUGGUGCAGCCUUCUUCUUCUUCUUCUUCUCAGUUUCAUCAUGUUAGAGAUAACAGGCCCUGCAGCCUCUUUCAAUACCAGUAGUACUAGAAGUUAUAUUUUUAGAUCUCUUUUUUUUUUUUUUUUUAGAACAAUGAAGUUAAAGUGCAAAAACAAAUCAAGAAUAGAGAGAAUGAAAAAACCCUCUAGACUUUUUGUUAAUUAUUUUCUUUUGUUUUGUUCUUGAAGAUGUUGAUUCAA